ACGUUUCGUAGACACCUCUAGGCUGUCCAUCUUUCUUCCGAGAGGCGGACAUCCUUUGAAUUCCACACUCGGUUUCCCGUUGAUAUCAAGAAUCCAAUAGUCACAAGAUAUCAUUAGGUUCUCGACACAUGAUCAUGAAUCCACUAUAGGUCCUUCCCUUCGGCGAAACUCCAACCCCCAUUAGGUUUCACGUAAGAACAGAAUUCUUGAAAUCCCUGGCCGCUGAACAAGAGGAAAAUACGUCUGUUACGUAUCGUCGCUCCUAGAAUCGUUGCAGCAACAUUAUGCCGGAAAACCCACAUCCCAAGCUUGGUGUUGUAUCACUGAAGAGAAGUUAGUUGCAAUCUUGCUUUUACUCUGUGAACACGGACAUUUUAAUUGCUGUGUAGUGUUCGACGUUCAGUUAAACCGGUUUCGGUAAAAAUGCCCGAAGUUCAAGCCAUCCAGAUUCCAGUGGAUAACUUCGUACAAAGGCCUAACGUUCAGUUCGUCCAAGUUCCAGCGGAUGGCUUCAGGUACAACCGCGACGACCGCUACUGCACGACGCGGGUGGUCGUGAAGCUGUUCAUCCUGGGCGUCCUCCUCCUCGCCGUCGCGCUCGCCGCCUUCCUGUCGUUCACCCAGUGUCACGAGUACACCUGCCGCUUCCAGGCCAGGACGGCGUCCAGCAUCGGCGUCGCUGCUAUUUCGGCUGGAGUGUUGUUUCUGGUGACGGGAAGUGUGCCCUUGUGCCUCUUUUGCUGUAAACAACAAGCAUAUCCACAUCAGGUAGGCCUGCAGCAUACUCAGCCAGGAGUAUAUCUACAACCAACUCAGCCAGGAGUUUCUCCCCAAUCUACUCAGCCAGGUGUUUCUCCCCAACCCAAUCAGCCAGGAGUUUCUCCCCAGCCCACUCAGCCAAGUGAUUCUCCCCAACCUACUCAGCCAGGUGUUUCUCCCCAACCUACUCAGCCAGGUGUUUCUCCCCAACCUACUCAGCCAGGAGUUUCUCCCCAGCCCACUCAGCCAGGUGUUUCUCCCCAAUCUACUCAGCCAGGAGUUUCUCCCCAACCUACUCAGCCAGGUGUUUCUCCCCAAUCUACUCAGCCAGGAGUUUUUCCCCAACCUACUCAGCCAGGUGUUUCUCCCCAGCCCACUCAGCCAGGUGUUUCUCCCCAACCUACUCAGCCAGGAGUUUCUCCCCAACCUACUCAGCCAGGAGUUUUUCCCCAACCUACUCAGCCAGGAGUUUUUCCCCAACCUACUCAGCCAGGAGUUUCUCCCCAACCUACUCAGCCAGGAGUUUCUCCCCAACCUACUCAGCCAGGAGUUUUUCCCCAAUCUACUCAGCCAGGUGUUUCUCCCCAACCUACUCAGCCAGGAGUAGACCCACAGUGUACUUCCACAACAUACUCAAGAGGGUAAAUAUCCACAUGCUGUUAAUAAAUAGCAAAAGAACGAUAGUAUUUAUCCUAGCACUAUCAAAAUUAAAAGUCUUAAAGGUU
Molecule: messenger RNA, 1484 nt
Organism: Penaeus indicus
Lineage: Eukaryota; Metazoa; Arthropoda; Malacostraca; Decapoda; Penaeidae
Product: histone-lysine N-methyltransferase 2D-like
Exons: 5
Coding region: 424-1404 (326 amino acids)
Source: RefSeq, a predicted model, not a curated record